Prinia subflava (tawny-flanked prinia) is the source of this 1532-nucleotide messenger RNA. It is a transcript of the gene TEX12, whose product is annotated as testis expressed 12. Bases 75 to 638 code for a protein of 187 amino acids. NCBI's taxonomy places the organism in Eukaryota, Metazoa, Chordata, Aves, Passeriformes, Cisticolidae. The record is from RefSeq and is a predicted model, not a curated record. The transcript is spliced from 5 exons.
GUUACUCAUUUUGGUGCCUGGUCUCUCACAUUGCACUCAUUUCUGACUCGCGUUUUGAGGCAGAUACAUCGAGCAUGAAAACACAUUCCAAGGAUUUGGAACGGAUUUCCAAGGAAGUCGCGGCCCCUCACGCCCAUUGCCAGCCCCGCCUGAAGGGGAAGCCGCGGGUCCCUCCUGGACGCCUCGGUGCCCUCAGGCUGUGGAGGGAUAAAAAAGGAAUAAAUCUCGUCGGAUAUCGAAUUGAGGCUGGCCCCGCCAUUCCCCCGCCGUCUCCAGCCCCUCUGAGGGGCUGCCUCCCCCGGGAGGGAGCGCCCUUGCAGAGGAACCAGCUGCAGAAUGAAGCUUCAGAAAAUCCUCAGUUGUCUGACAAAACAGAUUUCGCUCCUUCUGAGGACUUGCAGUCCCUUUCCAAGAUUGGACCUCUGGAAAAGAUUUUAAAUGAGACGAGCAAAGAAAUUAAUAACUUUUUAUCAAAAUAUGCUGACGUUAUAAGAGCAAGAGCAUCGUUGGAUUCUUCUUACGUCCAGGAACUUGAUGGGAUCUUAAAAGAAGCCAGGGCCAUACACAACCACUUAAAGCAGAAAAGAGAGAAGAUGAAACAGAGAUUCGCUGGCAUUGCCAACUCCCUGCAAAGCUAAAUGGAAUUUGUUAUAGAAAAGCAGAGCCAAAGUUGUGUUUGUGUAUGAAAACAAACUGUGACGAGUGUUGUGAUGCCUGUUUCUUGUAUAAAUAUUUCUGUCAGUUCAGAAAAUUCCAACAAGUUAAGCAGCUACUUAGUGUUUAAAUACAUAAUGUAGUGAUAGUUAAUAAAAACAAUUUGGAGUGUCUGUUUUAAAUCCUGUGACUCAAUGGAUUAAGACAUUAAGCUAUGUUAGCCCAUCCAGCAUAGCAGAAAAACAUUUCUGUGAAACAUAGAAACUUACGAUGUAAGUGAAAAAUGACCUCAGAUUAUUUCAUGUUAACCAUUUUAUGGUUAUGGGGUUUUUUUUCUCCUUUCUACUUUAAACAAUGUUUUUGUGAUAAAAUAUUAGUAGAAUAUACUUGUGGUGUUAUUUCCAUUUUGCCUCAGAAUGUAAAGAGGUUGAAAACAUCAGCUUAGAAAUAAGAGAGUUCUAUAAAGAACUCUGAGAAAGUAUAAGGUCUUAAUUUCAAAUGCAUUCUAAUACUGGUACAUGUGUUACACUUCAAGCCCUUGUGGAUAUAAAACAUAAUCAAAGCUUUGCUGUUGGUGUCAAUAAAUAAAUAGAUAAUGUUAACACGAUCCAGAAUUACAGUGUUAUUUUGUCAUUUGGCUACACGGGUGUUGUUUGCUGAUAUUCAGUUUUCCUGAGAACACAGAGCCCUUUCUCUUUCUUGUCAUUCUACUCUGUUAAAAAAUAAAUAAAUUUAAAAAAAAUGAAAUAUGGAAUGCACAAAGGACCACUUGUACAAAGUGUGGGGCUUAUGUAAUAAAGAGAAGUGCUGGAACAAGAUAUAUUUCUAUCUUUACCUCGAUAGCAUGCAGUGAUUUCCUCUUUCAAUCCUCUCAGACC